GGACUUCGCUUUUUCAAUGGUUUGGUUUCAUUUGGAUGUCGUUGUGAGAGAAGUCGUGCCUGUAGUGGAGUUUCGCGUUCUAUUUUCUCCCUGCCUUGGUUCCUUAUAUCAUUUUAGCACCCAGUUUCUGCUGUGUAGCCAUGAACGAUAUUUUGAAGCUGUGCGUGUGCUGUACGGGCGUCUUCGUCUGCUACCUUUUCUAUGGUGUAUACCAAGAACGAGUAACGAAAGGGAAGUAUGAAGACGGCGAGAAGUUCACAUACACUGCCACACUGGUGUUUGUACAGUGUGUGACGAAUUCGUUGUUUGCUGCUGGAGCAUUAGCCCUUAACAAGAAGCCCACUAAGAAUGUACCCUGGUAUCUUUUCGCCAUGGCUGCGUUCACUUACGUGGCCGCCAUGAUGUGCAGCAAUAUGUCUCUAAGAUUCGUCUCUUACCCUACUCAGGUGCUGGUCAAGUCUUGCAAGCCUGUUGCAGUUCUUCUCCUGGGUAUUCUCAUUGCUGGAAAGCGCUACCCUCUCUUCAGAUACCUGUGCGUGGCCCUCAUUGUCAGCGGGGCUGCCAUCUUCCUCUAUCCCAAGGACAAGCCGUCGGCCGCCAAGGUUGAAGGAAAUGAGUUGAUGGGUAACAUGUUGCUUGCUGCUUCGCUCCUUUUCGAUGGUCUGACUGGUGCGCUUCAAGAGAAAACUAAUGCUUUUGGCGUCAGUUCUCACACGCUCAUGCUGAAUCUCAAUAUGUACUCCCUCAUCUAUUUAGGUUCUGGCAUGGUCUAUUUGGGAGAGGUGCCCAAGUUCAUGGCUUUCGUUUCGCGUAACCCGGCCGUCAUUAAGGACGUCCUGGCAUUCUGUGUACUGAGCUCAUUGGGCCAGAAUUUCAUCUUCAUGACCGUCACAACGUUUGGCUCCCUGGUGUGUUCCCUGGUGACGACGACACGUAAGUUCUUCACGAUCGUGUUCAGUGUGAUUCUGUUUGGCAAUCGCUUGGUAUCACACCAAUGGUUUGGCGUAGCGCUUGUCUUCUCUGGCCUGUUCAUCGAAGGCAUGGCAAAGCGCAAUGGCUCCGGCAAGCCGGCAGCGGCCGAAAAGAAGACGUCAUAACCCUCGAGAAUCUCUAGCCCUUUAACAAUGUCAUUUUCAUCAAUGGCGACUGACUGUGCAGCAGGCUAACUAAAGUUAGAUGGUGGGCUUCCUGUGCGGAAAAUUGCCUGGGAGAAACUUCAAUCCACAUAGGCCAAACACGGCAAACCGUGUGUCCUAUGUCUGCUGCUAUCCUGCUGCUUCCAUUGCUCAUAGGCCUUCAAAUUUUAUCAGACUUUUAGCAUCUACUUUCUUAUUCGUGUAAUUUAUUGCUGCCUGGUUUGAGCUAAGCUGAGUGGCUUAUUCAAAGUAGGAUGACUCAUAGUCAUAGCUAUUCGUUUCUCAUAUGCUAACCCUCACACACACCCAGCUCCCCAUCCCCGUGCCAUCUCGACUUGAUCCUCUGCCGGCAUAUAUUUAUUUCAUUUGUUGCUGCAA
Molecule: messenger RNA, 1514 nt
Organism: Sycon ciliatum
Lineage: Eukaryota; Metazoa; Porifera; Calcarea; Leucosolenida; Sycettidae
Product: solute carrier family 35 member B1-like
Exons: 9
Coding region: 141-1097 (318 amino acids)
Biological process (GO): UDP-galactose transmembrane transport
Cellular component (GO): Golgi membrane; endoplasmic reticulum membrane
Molecular function (GO): UDP-glucose transmembrane transporter activity; UDP-galactose transmembrane transporter activity
Source: RefSeq, a predicted model, not a curated record